ACCACCAGCCCGCUGAGGACAAACUUGCAAGAAGCCGAGCAGAAAGAAGAGUGCAGCUGCUCGGCGGGCUGUUGUGACGCUCCACGGGAAGCAGAGCUUGUUGCCGAUCACAAUGAUCGCCACAACUCAACAGAACAUGACCACGGAGCUGGACCUGGGGAGCACAGACGGUCCCCCGCGGAACUGGAAGGGCAUCGGGAUCGCCAUGGUGGUGAUCCUGGCGGUCAUGUCCCUGGUUAUCCUCUCCGUCUUCCUCCUCACGCCUGAUGAGUCCCACUUGUUGCUCCACUCCUAUGUGACCAUGGAGGAUCUGGAGAGCGAGGACUUCAAAAUUCACGAUCCUUGCGUGACUUGGUUAGACGAGAAUGAAGUGGCCCUGCGCACCAGAGAGGGACAUGUCCUGACAUUCAGCCUCAACAACAACAUGACCCUAACUCUGCUGGACAACAGCUCACUGGACCUGAUCUCGACUAAAUUCCAAGUGUCUGCAGACAAGAGGUUUGUCCUCUUGGCGUAUAACAUUCGACCGGUGUUUUCUCAGUCCUUCACAGCCUCCUAUGCCAUCUACACUGUGGCUAAUGGGGAUCUGCUGGAGCUUCACCCUCCUGAAGGGGAAAAGACAGAACUGCAGUAUGCUUCCUGGGGUCCUCAGGGGAACCAGCUGGCGUACGUGUUUGAUGGAGAUAUCUACUACAAGCCCAGUGUGACGAACAAAGCCCUGCGCCUCACCUCCACCAACCAGGAACAGAACGUGGUGAACGGACUGUCCGACUGGAUUUAUGAAGAGGAGGUGCUUUUGACAUACGCUGCUCACUGGUGGUCUCUGGACGGUGCCAGGCUUGCAUACCUCCGCAUUAACAACUCUGCWACACCUGUGAUGGAGUUACCUCACUUCCUAGGUGGCAUCUAUCCCUCCAAUGUGGUCUUCCCCUACCCGAAGGCUGGCUCUGGUAUCCCAUCAGUCAGUCUGUUUGUGGUGAAUCUGUAUGGUCCAGCUCACACUCUGGAGAUGCUGCCUCCCGACUCCCUCAGAGCCAGCAGAGAAAGUUACAUCUCCAUGGUGAYCUGGAUCAGCAGCACCAGACUGGCGGUGCGCUGGCUCAACAGGGCCCAGAACCAAUCAGUGCUCUGCGUGUGCGAAGCCACCACGGGGGCUUGUUCUGAGAAGCACAAAAUGAUCAUGGACAUCAUGCAGAACCAGCGACAGGUUGUGCCCUUGUUCACCUCGGACGGCUCAGUGUUUUACACCAUACUGCCUGCAAAACAAGGAGCUCGAGGAGAGUUUCACCACAUUGCUGGUCUUUCAGCUCAGCCUGCCAUCCCUUCCAUCCCUCCUCGCUUCUUGACAUCGGGGAGCUGGGAUGUCACCUCGCUGUGCGCCUUAGACGAGAAGGCUGGGAAAAUCUAUUUUCUGAGCACAGAAGACUCGAGACAGAGCCGACACUUGUACAGUGUGGACCUGAAAGGAGUGUUUCAGCGCCAGUGCAUCUCAUGUAACCUCAUUGAUGGAUGUGGUUUCUUUAAAGCUGCUUUCAGCCCCAAUCAAACUCACUUCACCCUCUACUGUUUGGGCCCGGGGAUCCCUAAAGUGACGGUUCACAAUACAAAGGACCCCUCCAGAUAUGUCAUCUUGGAGGAUAACAGCCCUCUGUCUAAAGCACUUGAUGAAAAGAAGCUCCCUGAGACUCUGUUCAGGAUGGUCCAAGCAGACAACUAUGAUCUGCACCUGAAGCUGUCUCUACCUCAGGGCUACGAGGCCAACCUACUCCCUCUCCUCAUCAUGGUGGACAGCACUCCCGGGAGUCAGUCUGUGACGGAGGAAUUCGCCCUGGACUGGCCUCAGGUCCUCUGCAGUACGCACAAUGUGGCCUUGGCUUGGGUGGACGGCAGGAGCGGGGUCGGGCGUGGACAGAAAACUGUUGCUGUUGACCCAMGGAAGCUGGGCUCACUUCGAGUCAAAGAUUAUCUCAAAGUUGUAGAGUUGUUGAUGCGGCUGCCUUACAUCGAUGAUCGACGGAUAGCUCUCUAUGGAAAGGCAUUUGGUGGUUACUUGUCUCUCAAAAUGUUGGCUGCGACAAAUAAGCUCUUUCAAUGUGCGACUGCUGUGGCACCGAUAAUUGAUUUCAGGCUUUAUAGCGCUGCCUUUUCAGAAAGGUAUCUUGGCCUUCCAGCCAAGGAGGAGCAUGCUUACUCCACUGCCUCUGUCCUUGAAGAAGUGAAUAAGCUAAAAGAUGAGAACUUCCUCAUUGUACACGGGACUGCGGACGCCAGGGUCCACUUCCAGCACAGCGCAGAGCUCCUGAGCCGACUGGUGAAGGCGGAGGCCAACUACUCGCUGCAGCUGUACCCGGACGCGGGCCACGACCUCAGAGACCCCCACAGCAUCCAACACUUCCAGCGGACUGUGGCGAACUACCUCCAGACCUGCCUGAAGCACAGCGUCCUCCYAGAGCUCCCAGAAGACGAGGAGGAGGAAGACGACUGAGCCUCCUUUCUCUUCUCAUGAAAGGACUCUCAGAGAGGAYCUGUGUCACGCAUCACCUUGGGUCAGGCUAUCAGGCACAAGAGCAGAGGAGAGUGGGGACCAAAACCAUGACAUCACCUCCUGYAACUUCUGGGGGAAAUGGAUGUGCUGCUGUAUAAAGUGUCGCGCACAAUUAUUUAUGCUGUUUUGUUGUAUGUCAGAGGCCUAGUUCGUUUACAAAAUUCACCUCGGAAGACGUGGACUGGACAGCCACUGGUUCGGCAAAAAGGUUUACAAAGAUUUGAGAACAUGCAUGUCGUCAUGGCUGCAUGAUGCUUGCAUUUUGAGCAUUUUCCAGGUUUUGAGUUUCACCCACAAACAAGGGCGUUCUCUGCCAACAGCCGGGAACACUGCUUGCAGACUUUGAAAAUAUUUAUUGAUUCUGUUGAAUGAAAAACGCWCAUCAACACGUGUACUGACUGCAAUAAUGCCUGAGGUUUUCCAAACAGAUUKUUAAAUAAACCAGCCACACGUGAGCCCCUUCAGAAUGAGGUCAGAUUUACAUUAAAUGUUUGGCACAGCUCUGAGGCAUAAAGUGUUAAUUUCACACUUAAAGGUUACUGUUUCUAUUUGUCAGGGGGUCUCCUCAUUCCUGCAUGAAGUCUGUACAAAAAAAAAUAAGGUAUUUUAAUAUUUUCCCAAAUUGUUCCUGGCUUCCAAAAACUUGAAUGAAAUAUAAAGCCCAUUCUAAACGUGCCAAAUACUGUACAUUUAGUGGAUUUUAUCCACUGGGUUUGUUUGCAGUGUAUAAUUAUUAACAAUGAAUAUGCAACUGGGAUGCAACAGAAACUAUUUAUACCACUCUCCAAUUCACAAGUGAUUGCAAGAACUUGUAGGUGUYCUGUGUACUGUAUUUGGAAGUAAUAUUUGUUUUGAUACAUUGUGACAUUUUAAGCAUUUAUUGUGUAAUGUAGGAUUAAAUCAUUUCUUUGGA
Austrofundulus limnaeus is the source of this 3458-nucleotide messenger RNA. Its product is annotated as inactive dipeptidyl peptidase 10. The coding region runs from base 113 to 2485 and encodes 790 amino acids. Gene Ontology annotation, molecular function: serine-type peptidase activity. Lineage: Eukaryota; Metazoa; Chordata; Actinopteri; Cyprinodontiformes; Rivulidae. Gene Ontology annotation, cellular component: plasma membrane; voltage-gated potassium channel complex. The record is from RefSeq and is a predicted model, not a curated record. The transcript has 25 exons. Gene Ontology annotation, biological process: proteolysis; regulation of potassium ion transmembrane transport.